UCAUUGUCCAACUCAUAUUUCCACGACGCCUCGCCAUCUGCCAAUUCCAUCUGUUUCGUGAGCAGUUCUCGCAACUGGGUGGUUUUCCGAUCGAUUUGUGCUGUUGCUAUUCUGGUUUCCAGUUGAGACUAGACGAGGCCUGACUUUUCCGUCCCUAAUCACGGGUUUCAUACUCUCGCAGCUCACGUCACGACGCAGUACUGCAUGAUGUACGUCCCAGUAGAGGACGAAAAGCCAGAGGGCGAGGUUCCAUGCUCCCCACAGUCUCCUCAUUCGAUAAGAUUUACAGGACAAAUGCCAGAAAAUUCAUUUCCCAGCUUAGAGUACGAUCUUGCUUCCAAGAAAUGGAGGAUUCUCAUAUUUUGGACUUUGGUCAUUCUGGACUCCUUCGCAAUUCCGAUCAUACUGUAUUUUGUCCUUAAUUAUUCUACCACGUUGAAUAAGAAGCAAGUAUAUUAUAUUAUAUCAUUUACAUUGUUUGGAACUCUCAUGUUAGAAUAUGCUCAGAGAGCAUGGAGACUCUGGAUGAAAAAUUCAACAUGUCGAGUUGUCAACACAAAGAGGCUAGAUGUAUGUUUCCCCAUUGAGGUCUUACAAAUAUGUUCUAACUAUUUCCAGUUUGACUGGCUUCAUUGGAAUCUUACCUUAGUUCUUGGCGUAGUUGUUGUCGAAGUAGGGAUAGCAACCAGCCUGAACGAGCCCCUAGUUCGACUUUUGGCAAUGCCACUCCCCUCUGUUUUCUUCACUUUUGGACUCGAGAUGUUGUUAGUUGAACUGAUGAGAUCAUUUCACAUCCGAGCCCGUUUUCGCGUCUCAUCUGUGCCAAAAGGAGGCAUGCUACGCCCAGCACUUUACACACUCAUCGAAGAUGUCGUCGCGGUGGACGGCAAUGGAGGGACGGAAUAUCGGGAACGACUGAAUACCAGAUAUGAGACGAGUCCAGAGUUUCGGCGCUUGAUGAACAAUCUAACAUAUUUUUGGAUGGUACCAGCUCUGCUUUUUGAUGUGGCAGUGAGCCAUUUGAUAUUUUGGCGAGGAAUAAAUGAGGAUACCGCUUAUGUUAUUGGCUGGAGCUUACCAUUCGCAUGGGCAAGUUUUUGGACGAUUAUGACAAUCUAUUGGGUGCGAAUCGCGUUGGAUGAGGAGAAACAAAAUUGGGGAAAGGAGGGAUCACAGCUGAUUCAUAGCUCAAUAUGAAACUCCC
This is a messenger RNA of Cadophora gregata, 1204 nucleotides long. RefSeq lists its product as uncharacterized. The transcript is spliced from 4 exons. NCBI's taxonomy places the organism in Eukaryota, Fungi, Ascomycota, Leotiomycetes, Helotiales, Ploettnerulaceae. The record is from RefSeq and is a predicted model, not a curated record. The coding region runs from base 205 to 1197 and encodes 330 amino acids.